This is a messenger RNA of Periconia digitata, 960 nucleotides long. Lineage: Eukaryota; Fungi; Ascomycota; Dothideomycetes; Pleosporales; Periconiaceae. The record is from the annotation of a GenBank genome assembly.
GCUUGUAGAAACAAUUACAACCUCGGCUUCAUCCGCAUUCCCACCAUGGCUUCUAUCACGCUUGUUGUACGCCCUCGAGGUCGCCCCAUCAAGGGUCUGCCCGAAUCCAUCACCGUGAAUCCGGACGAGUCGGCUGCACAGAUCUUCUCCGAGAUUGCGGAUGCUUCAAAGUUUUCGAUUCACCGCCUGAGAGUGACAAAGGGUAGCGAUGGAACGCCAAUCUCCAACAACUGUGAUAUCACGGUGCAGCAAACUGGGCUCCGCAACAAAAGCGCGAUUGAUGUGAAGGAUCUGGGUCCUCAAAUCUCCUGGCGAACUGUCUUCGUCAUCGAGUACCUCGGACCGCUCCUCUUCCACCCAAUCUUCUACUACGGCCGCUCCCUCAUCUACGGUACUUCCGCACCAGCAUCCGAUCUCCAAACCCUCACGAUGAUAAUGUGUGUCCUCCACUUUGCGAAACGUGAAUUCGAAACUCUCUUCAUCCACCGCUUCUCCGCCGCUACUAUGCCCGCAAGGAACAUCUUCAAAAACAGUGCACACUACUGGUUCCUCUCUGGCCUCAACCUCGCGUACUGGUCAUACAGCCCCUCAUCACCAGCCGCACAGACUCCAAAGUCCCCGCUAUUGACGUACCUCGGCAUCGCACUGUUCGCAAUCGGCGAACUGUCAAACUUCUACACACACUUGAUUCUUAAGAACCUGCGCCGUCCGGGGAGCCAGGAUCGCGGUAUCCCGCGGGGUCUUGGAUUCGGCCUGGUUACGUGCCCCAACUACAUGUUUGAGAUUAUGGCUUGGGUUGGUGUGACGCUUGUGAACAGGAGCUUGAGCACUGUGCUGUUCUUUGUGAUUGGCGGUGCGCAAAUGUAUGCUUGGGCUAAGAAGAAGGAGCGUCGGUACCGCAAGGAGUUCCCGGAGACGUAUAAGAAGAAGCGAUCUGUCAUGAUCCCUGGUCUGCUCUGA